Cokeromyces recurvatus is the source of this 2681-nucleotide messenger RNA. Its product is annotated as V-type ATPase, V0 complex, 116kDa subunit family. NCBI's taxonomy places the organism in Eukaryota, Fungi, Mucoromycota, Mucoromycetes, Mucorales, Mucoraceae. Gene Ontology annotation, molecular function: ATPase binding; proton-transporting ATPase activity, rotational mechanism. Gene Ontology annotation, cellular component: fungal-type vacuole membrane; vacuolar proton-transporting V-type ATPase complex; vacuolar proton-transporting V-type ATPase, V0 domain. Gene Ontology annotation, biological process: proton transmembrane transport; vacuolar acidification. The coding region runs from base 144 to 2651 and encodes 835 amino acids. The record is from RefSeq and is a predicted model, not a curated record. The transcript is spliced from 9 exons.
AAAGUCAGUUAUAGUAUGGGGAUUAAGUAUUUAUCAUUUACAAACAUGAUAAAAACUCCUUAAUUUCUUUAUUUACUUUUUUUUUUUCCCUAAACACUUUCUUCCCCUCUUUUGUUAUUAUUAUUAGUAUUAAGAAAAAAAACAUGAAAGAUUCGACAAAGACCACUCUUUUUCGGUCAGAAGAGAUGUCUCUUGUCCAAUUAUUCAUUCCAGCUGAAAUAGCGCAUGCUUGUAUAGCUGAGUUAGGGGAACUUGGAAAAGUUCAAUUCAGAGACUUAAAUUCAAAUGUAAAUGCUUUUCAGCGUAUAUUUGUACCUGAAAUAAGAAGACUAGAUGAAAUGGAAAGACAAUGCAGAUAUUUACAGUCUCAAAUUGAAAAGUUAGGAAUACCUAUUAUAUCUGUUUCAUCUGAUAAAUUUGUUACAGCAGCUCAUACAGCGCAAGAAAUCGAUGAUCUAGAAGAAUUGUUAAAUAAUCAUGAAAGACAUAUUAUUCAAAUGAAUUCUUCUUAUGAAACACUUUUACAUCGUUUUCUACAAUUAACUGAACUCCGAUAUGUAUUAAAAGAGUCGUCUAUCUUUUUCGAACAGGCCGGAUUAAGACAUGUUCAACAACAACGUCAUCAUCAGUCUGAAGAAACAACGGUUCAAUUAUUAGUAGCCGAUGAUAUUGAAGACGGACAACAGUCUACCACAGGUCAUAUCGAAAAUUUAGGUUAUGUGGCAGGCACGAUACCGAGAGAGAAGAUGCAAAUAUUUGAACGUGUCCUUUGGCGAAUUCUACGUGGCAAUUUAUAUAUGAACUUUGCUGAAAUCAAUGAUAUAAUCAUUGACCCUUUGGAUACAGAAAAGAAAAUACGAAAAAAUGUAUUUGUCAUCUUUGCCCAUGGUCAAGAAGUUAUUAAUAAAAUUAAAAAGAUAUCAGAGAGUAUGGGUGGAACGCUUUAUAAUGUAGAUGAAGAGCAUGACAAAAGAUGUGAAGCGUUUGAUCAAGUUACUACUCGUAUUCGUGAUUUAAACAUUGUUUUAAGCCAAACACAAGAAACUCGUAAAAAUGAGCUCUUAAACGUUGCAGAUCAUUUAGCAGUAUGGUAUACAAUAGUGCUCAAAGAAAAGGGAGUUUACCACAUCAUGAAUCUUUUUAAUUAUGAUUUGAAUCGUAAAUGCUUAAUUGCCGAGGGUUGGUGUAGCAAACUUGAUAUCCCUAUCGUUCAUUUGGCUCUAAAGAAUGCUAUCGAGGACUCUGGAACCAAUAUGCCCUCUGUCUUUACUGAACUCUCUCAGAAUAACCAAAGACCUCCUACCUAUCAUCGUACAAAUAAAUUCACUGAAGGUUUCCAAACUAUUAUCGAUGCUUAUGGUAUUGCACGUUAUAGAGAGGUCAAUCCUGGCCUCUUCACCCUCAUUUCUUUUCCAUUCUUAUUUGCUAUCAUGUUUGGUGAUAUUGGGCAUGGAUUUCUCAUAUUUUGCUUUGCUCUCUAUUUGAUUCUAAAUGAAAAGAGACUUGCCAAUGUAAAAGAUGAAAUAUUUACCAUGUUCUUUAGUGGUCGUUAUAUGAUACUCUUGAUGGGUCUAUUUUCAAUCUUUACAGGCUUUAUCUAUAAUGAUAUGUUUUCUCUUUCAUUGCAUUCAUUUAAAUCGGGAUUUGAUUGGCCCUCUCACUAUACUUCUACAGAUUCAAUAGAGGCUACACCUAAUGGUCAUAUUUAUCCCUUUGGGAUUGAUCCUGCUUGGCAUGGGUCUGAAAAUUAUUUACUUUUUUCCAACUCUUACAAGAUGAAACAAGCCAUCAUUUUAGGUGUUAUUCAUAUGUCAUUUGCUAUUUGUUUAAAUGUUUAUAAUCAUAUCUACUAUGGAAACAGGAUGUUUAUUUGGUUGGAGUUUUUACCUCAAAUCUUAUUCAUGGAAUCUAUAUUUGGAUAUCUUAUCUUUUGCAUCAUGUACAAAUGGAGUGUAAAUUGGUGGGAGCUAGAUACUGAUGGCCAUCUUAUUCAUAAUCCUCCUCCUAAUCUUUUGAAUAUGUUAAUUUAUAUGUUCUUAUCGCCCGGUAAAGUAAAACCUGAAGAUCAACUCUAUCCUCAUCAAGGACCUGUUCAAUUGAUACUAAUUUUAUUAGCCGUCAUUUGUGUUCCUUGGAUGUGGUUUGCUAAGCCUUUUUAUCUCAAACAAAGGCAUCAUGAUCAACAGGCAUUAGAGGAAAAUAUGCAAUAUCCUGCUGAAACUUCCAAUACGCCUACUAUAGUAAAUGAGGAUAAUGUCGAAAAAAGUGAAGAAAAGUUCGAAUUUAGUGAAGAGAUGAUUCAUCAAACAAUUCAUGUUAUUGAGUUUUGCUUAAAUUGUAUCUCCAAUACUGCUUCUUAUUUACGUUUGUGGGCUUUAUCACUUGCACAUGCUCAAUUAUCAAGUGUGUUGUGGGAUAUGACACUUAAGAUCUGGUUUAAUUUCACUGGACCUAUUGCAGUGAUUGGAAUUGUAAUUGGCUUUAGUAUGUGGUUUGUGUUGACAAUCGGUAUCUUGUUAUGUAUGGAAGGGUUAUCCGCUUUCUUACAUGCCUUACGUUUACAUUGGGUUGAGUUUGACGGUAAAUUUUACAUGGGUGAUGGUGUCAAAUUUGAACCCUUUUCAUUCAAAACUUUAAUUGAUAACAAAUAAAAAGAAUAUUUAUAUUUAUAUGUAUACGCA